AUGGCGGCCCCCGUGCUUCACACGCGGUUGCCGAGGGAUGCGGCAGCUUCGGCCUCUGCUGUUACCACGCUGGGCGCGUCGAGGACUGGGAUUUCAAAUAUGCUUGCAUUAGAGAAUGAUUUCUUCAAUUCUCCCCCAAGAAAAACUGUUCGGUUUGGUGGAACUGUGACAGAAGUCUUGCUGAAAUACAAAAAGGGUGAAACAAAUGACUUUGAGUUAUUGAAGAACCAGCUCUCAGAUCCAGACAUAAAGGAUGACCAGAUCAUUAACUGGCUGCUAGAAUUCCGCUCUUCUAUCAUGUACUUGACAAAAGACUUUGAGCAGCUUAUCAGCAUUCUGUUGAGAUUGCCUUGGUUGAAUAGAAGUCAAACAGUGGUGGAGGAGUAUUUGGCUUUUCUUGGUAAUCUUGUAUCAGCACAGACUGUCUUCCUUAGACCGUGUCUCAGCAUGAUUGCUUCUCACUUUGUACCUCCCCGGGUGAUCAUUAAGGAAGGUGAUGUAGAUGUUUCAGAUUCAGAUGACGAAGACGAUAAUCUUCCUGCAAAUUUUGACACAUGUCACAGAGCCUUGCAAAUAAUAGAAUAUGUCCCAUCGACUCCAUGGUUUCUUAUGCCGAUACUGGUGGAAAAAUUUCCAUUUGUUACAAAAUCAGAGAGAACAUUGGAAUGUUAUGUUCAUAACUUGUUGAGGAUAAGUGUUUAUUUUCCAACCUUGAGGCAUGAAAUUCUAGAGCUUAUUAUUGAAAAACUACUCAAGUUGGAUGUGACUGUAUCCUGGCAGGAUAUUGAAGAUGCUGAGGAGACACCAGCUCGAACUUCUGCUGGCACUGAUUCCACUGAAGGAUUGUUUAAUAUGGAUGAAGAUGAAGAAAAUGAGCAUGAAACAAAGGCUGAUCCUGAGCGGCUCUGUCAGAUGGCCCAUCCUGUAGCUGAGCGCCUGGACAUCCUGCUGUCCAUGCUUUUGUCUUACAUCAAGGAUGUUUGCUAUGUGGAUGGUAAGAUUGAUAAUAACAAAACAAAGGAUUUAUAUCGAGAUCUGAUAACCAUCUUUGACAAGCUCCUGUUGCCCACCCAUGCCUCUUGCCAUGUACAGUUUUUCAUGUUUUACCUCUGUAGCUUCAAAUUGGGAUUUGCAGAAGCAUUUUUGGAACAUCUAUGGAAAAAAUUACAGGAUCCAAAUAAUCCUGCCAUCAUCAGGCAAGCUGCUGGAAAUUACAUUGGGAGCCUUUUGGCAAGAGCUAAAUUUAUUCCUCUUAUCACUGUAAAAUCAUGCCUUGAUCUUUUGGUUAACUGGCUGCAUGUGUACCUUAACAACCAGGAUUCGGGAACAAAGGCUUUUUGUGAUGUGUCUCUCCACGGACCAUUUUAUUCAGCCUGCCAAGCUGUGUUCUAUACUUUUGUUUUUAGACACAAGCAGCUUUUAAGUGGAAAUCUGAAGGAAGGUUUGCGGUAUCUUCAGAGUCUAAAUUUUGAACGAAUAGUGAUGAGUCAACUAAACCCUCUGAAGAUUUGCCUGCCAUCAGUGGUUAACUUUUUUGCUGCUAUCACAAAUAAAUACCAGCUUGUCUUCUGCUACACUAUCAUCGAGAGGAACAGUCGUCAGAUGCUCCCAGUUAUUAGAAACACAGCUGGAGGGGACUUGGUGCAGACCUGCACCAACCCGCUGGACACCUUCUUCCCCUUUGACCCUUGUGUGCUUAAGAGGUCAAAGAAAUUCAUUGAUCCUGUUUACCAGAUAUGGGAAGACAUGAGUGCUGAGGAGCUGCAGGACUUUAAGAAACCCAUUAAGAAGGAGAUGGUAGAAGAUGAAGAUGAUGAUUUUUUGAAAGGUGAAGUGCACCAGAACGAUACAGUGAUUGGGCUUACGCCGAGCUCCUUUGAUGCCCAUUUCCGAAGUCCUUGCAGUAGUGUGGGGUCCCCUCCUGUGUUAUACAUGCCAGACCAGUCCCCUGUGAUUGCAAAGAUCUGUGAUUGAGACACUGUGCUACCCAUUAUGCCUGUCAGUGCCCAGGAUGAGCCUCUUGGGCAUUGCAGUGGAGUAGAGUAUGUGCCCAGGCAUCACACUUGAAGUUAGACUCUGUCUAACUUCAACAGGCAUGGUUGUUGUUUUGUUUUUUGCCCCCCGUACAGAGAAAGGAAAAGACUGAAUAUCAUGUGUAAUAUUUUACAUGGGGUUAAUAUGAAGAGUGCUCGUUAGUUUACUGUGUUACAGCUUUUUGACAUAAUCGUUGUGUAAUUUCUAAUGUUGGUAACAGCCUGUUUUAACAGAUGGCUGUUUUAACAUGGGUUUCUGUCAAAAUCACAGUCACAGGACUUUGUUUAUCUGACGUGAAAAAUCCUCUAAGAUAACGCUAUUUAAGUAGGAUGUGUUUAUUUUGGUUGUGUUGUUUACUGUCUGCUGUUUUGUGUGUUGGGGUGCAGAGAAGAUGGACGGGAAGCAGGGAAAUGCCAGAGUGAGGCUAGGAUGCCGAGUUUGGGCCAGUACUGAAGGAGCUCUCCAGGGACUUCAGUGACACAUACGGCCAGGAGGGAAGAGUUAGAGGAUGCAGGAAAUCAGAGUCAGACAAGUAAUAUACUUGUGGAGUACAAAAUGGAUUUGAAAGAAAAAUGGAGGUCCGGAUAAAUGUAAUGCACGCUAAGUGGACGGGGCUUCGGCUCCUGUGAAACACAUCCAGUGUCUGUGAAAGCUGGAACUGCUUGUUUGCAGCAGUUGCACCGACUUGGUUUUAACUAGCAUCAGUUAGUUUUUUUCAGAAGUUUUUUAUUUUUAAGGUGUAGGGGAGGUCCUAGGGUUUGAUCUCUGGGCCUCGGGCUUUCGAGGCAGGUGCUCUACCACUUGAGCUACAUCCCCAAGGAAAACUUUUUUUUUUUUUUUUUUUUCAU
This is a messenger RNA of Castor canadensis (American beaver), 2882 nucleotides long. It is a transcript of the gene Rrn3, whose product is annotated as RRN3 homolog, RNA polymerase I transcription factor. Gene Ontology annotation, biological process: transcription initiation at RNA polymerase I promoter. Gene Ontology annotation, cellular component: nucleus. The record is from RefSeq and is a predicted model, not a curated record. Lineage: Eukaryota; Metazoa; Chordata; Mammalia; Rodentia; Castoridae. Gene Ontology annotation, molecular function: RNA polymerase I general transcription initiation factor activity; RNA polymerase I core binding.